Molecule: messenger RNA, 1278 nt
Organism: Capronia epimyces CBS 606.96
Lineage: Eukaryota; Fungi; Ascomycota; Eurotiomycetes; Chaetothyriales; Herpotrichiellaceae
Exons: 1
Coding region: 1-1278 (425 amino acids)
Molecular function (GO): S-adenosylmethionine-dependent methyltransferase activity
Source: RefSeq, a predicted model, not a curated record
AUGCUGGCGGCACCGCCCAUUGCCAUUCUCGACACACUCAGCGCAGUGGACGAUGCCAUCGACCACAACGCCGACCUGGCAGACGCUAUCUUCCAGCUUGGACUGGCGUCGUUCGGGCUGAAUGAGAUUCCGCCCAACGACGACCCGGAAUGGGACUGGCACGGCAAGGCCAAGGCCAACGAUAUCUCCAAGGCACAUUCCACAAUUCGUCAAUUCUACAGGGACUGGUCUGGGGAAGGCUUCACGCUCGAGGUGAAGCCGUUGCUCGACACAAUCCUAUCAGAUCUUGAGAGCCAUCUCCCUGAGGUCGAGGAGAACAGAGGAUCCCCAUCUCUCUUACUCCCCGGCGCCGGACUGGCACGCUUACUCUUAGAACUCUGCCUGCGCGGCUAUAACGUGACGGGCAACGAAAUUUCCUAUCAUCAACUGCUAGCAAGCAACUUCAUCCUCAACUGCACACAACAUGCAGACCAGUACGCUAUUUACCCCUUUGCACACACAUUUACCAACGUCGUGUCGCGAAAGAACCAACUGAGACGCCACACUAUCCCGGACGUGCACCCCGGCAUUGCGCUCUCAACAAGACUAGCGGCUGGCGAGCCGGUCGGCGAGAUGAACAUGACAGCCGGCGACUUUGUGCUUUCCUACUCGACACCCGAAUGCACGGAAAUGUUCGACGGCGUGGUAAGUGUCUUCUUCAUCGACACGGCGCCCAACCUGAUCCGCUAUAUUGAGACUGUGAGGAAUUGUUUGAAGAAAGGCGGUGUAUGGGUCAACAUCGGUCCUCUCCUGUGGCAUUUCGACGAUCGAGCCCCCACCGGUGAAUGUGACAAGGACGACGCCGACGAAAGCAAGGACAAGACUGUCAGUGCCCAUGACCACAUCGAAUCUACCCAUCCGCACGAUCAUCUCCCAGGCUCUCAUCAUUCGCACGACCGCUCCUCUGAAAGACAGGGCUCUGUCCACCAUCCAACCCAUUCCCACAAUGAUGGCCUAAGACAGGGACGCCGACCUGACGUUGCCAUUGAAGACAAAGGUAUCGCGGAGCCCGGCUCCUUUGAGCUUUCCGACGAAGAGGUUCUUCAACUAGUAUCGCAGCUAGGCUUUGAGAUCACCCACCAUGGGAUCCUCGACGACGACGAUGACUGUGGUGAUCACCCAAACGCUCCUCCUGGCUCGGUGCGUGGGCUCGGCGUGGGCCUGGGCUAUAUGCAAGAUCCCACGAGCUUGCUGCAAAACCGGUAUCGAUGUAGCCACUGGGUGGCCAAGAAGACGUGA